AUGUGCAACGAUGGGAAACGAUAUGACACGUAUACCGUUGCAUCCGUGGAAAUGCCGGCCAAGGUUUGGCAGAGGCUUCACAUGGACUUUGGAGAGACCACGGAUGGUAAAAGGUGGUUAAUAGUAGUGGACGCAAAAUCGAAAUGGCCUGAAGUAUUGCCUAUGAGCACAACGACCGUCGAGAAAACUAUAGAGAAGUUAUUUAGCACUCACGUCCUCCCGGAGCAAAUCGUAGUGGAUAAUGGGCCACAAUUCGUAGCUAAGGCAUUUAAGGAGUAUUGGAAAAAGAGGAACAUUGAGCUGACGUUCAUCCCGCCAUACCACCAUAAUUCAAAUGGCGAAGCGGAAAGGUUUGUACAGACCUUUAAGAGAGCGCACUAUAAAGGCAGGAAAGCCGCAAAAGCGGUGGACGCAAUAGUCAGCGGAUUUAUGUAUUAG
This is a messenger RNA of Cooperia oncophora, 438 nucleotides long. The record is from the annotation of a GenBank genome assembly. Lineage: Eukaryota; Metazoa; Nematoda; Chromadorea; Rhabditida; Trichostrongylidae.